AUGCUCUUCGCUGUUACUCUCACUCUUGCCGCUGCGGCUGCCGUCUCAGCCUCGCCCCUUGAGCCUAGGGCCAAGACUGCCGUUCUGCCCUUGAAGCACGUCGUCAAGGCCAGUUCGAUCAAGGCCAUCGUCCAGAAGGGCCAGGCCCGCAUUCGGAAGGUUAAUGGAGAGGGUUCUUUCCACGUCGAUGCCGUUAGCUCUGGCACUGUCACCAACGAGGAUGUCUCCUACGUCGCGCCUGUCGUGAUUGGAGGCAAGACCUGGAACCUCAUUGUCGAUACUGGAUCUUCAAACACUUGGUGUGGUGCUCAGACCAAGUGUGAGCCUACAUCGACCGGCAAGUCUACAGGCGGCUCUGUCAGCGUCUCUUAUGGCUCUGGUUCAUUCUCUGGCACUGAGUACAAGGACAAGGUCAGCUUUGGCGGCCUCAGUGUUGCUUCGCAGUCGAUUGGUGCUGCUAGCAGUGCCAGCGGUUUCUCGGGUGUAGAUGGCAUCAUCGGCUUUGGCCCCGUUGAUCUCACUGAGAGCACUGUCUCCAAUGUCGACACCGUUCCUACUUUUAUGGACAACCUCUAUAGCCAAGGCUCAAUCUCAUCCGAGGUCCUCGGUGUCUCCUUCAAGCCAGAGUCUGGUAGCGAUGAUAGCGAUGCCAAUGGAGAGUUGACCCUUGGUGGUGUCGACAGCUCCAAGUACACCGGCUCCCUCACCUACUUCCCAACUCUUACCAGUGGCCAAGCUGCCGCCUACUGGGGUAUCUCUGUUUCUGGCUUUACCUAUGGAUCUACAACUCUUGGUUCCGGCAGCGGUAUUGUCGACACUGGCACAACGCUUAUCUACGUCCCCACUAGUGUCUACAACAAGUUCCUGUCUGCCGCUGGUGGUUCGACUGACAGCUCAAGCGGCCUUGCCGCAUUCACCAAGAAGCCUACCGCCAACUUUAGUAUCAAGUUCGGGUCGACAACCUACACCCUCACGCCCGCGCAGUACUUGGUCCCUACUGCUCAGUACAGCAACUUUGGUUUGUCCUCUGGCAAGUACUACUCCUGGAUCGGCGACGGAGGCUCCUCUGGUGUCAACGUCAUUAUUGGACAGAAGUUCCUUGAGAACUAUUACUCUGUAUACGACACCACCAACUCUCGUAUUGGUUUCGCUACAGCUGCUUAA
Messenger RNA from Fusarium mangiferae, 1164 nucleotides. Its product is annotated as putative aspartic proteinase precursor. Gene Ontology annotation, biological process: proteolysis. Gene Ontology annotation, molecular function: aspartic-type endopeptidase activity. The transcript has 2 exons. The record is from RefSeq and is a predicted model, not a curated record. The coding region runs from base 1 to 1164 and encodes 387 amino acids. Lineage: Eukaryota; Fungi; Ascomycota; Sordariomycetes; Hypocreales; Nectriaceae.